AAAAACCUACUUGACAUGUACUAUCAGACUUACCAGAUCACACAAAAGUUGCUCAAAACCUAUCCAACCUCAAAAAUUUUGAAAACAUUCAGCUGUCAGUGGCACUACAGGCUAGGGAUGGCCUCAAAUAACUUCCGAAAAGUCUUUCAAUUAACCGACAAAAACACGAUACGAUGGUUUCCCGGUCACAUGGGCAAAGGGCUCCGUCAAAUGCAACAGCAACUGAAGAAUGUCGAUUGCAUUAUUGAAGUACACGACGCGCGCCUCCCCAUCUCCGGUCGCAAUCCCGAUUUCAAGCAUACAAUCGGCGGAUUAAAGCCUCAUAUCCUAGCCCUGAACAAAAAGGACCUGACCGACACCUCUCUCAACUCAAAGUUAAUAUCAGAUUUGAAACGUAACGAAGGAAUCGACCAUGUCAUCUACACAAACUGCAAGGAUCACAAUUGCAAAGGAACCAAGCGCCUAAUGCCUCUCGCGAAAGACCUGAUACAAAACUCGGAUCGUUUCAAUAGAGGCGACUCCAAGGACUUCUGCAUAAUGGUUAUCGGAGUUCCUAACGUGGGAAAGUCAUCCCUCUUGAAUGUGAUGCGAAAUCGCUACUUGAAGCAGCCAAAAGCGGCCGCUGUUGGCGCCAUUGCCGGAAUAACGCGGAGUGUCAUGAACAAGAUCAAAGUUUCGGAGGAUCCGCUAGUGUACAUGAUCGACACUCCGGGAAUUCUGACUCCUCGCAUCGCAGACGAUGAGAUGGGAAUGAAACUGGCCUUGUGCGGCUGCCUCCCGGACCAUCUAGUAGGCGAGGAACUGAUCGCCGACUAUUUGCUGUAUUGGUUGAAUCGUUGGGAGAAUUUCAAGUACGUGGAGCUCAUGGGACUGCAGGAACCCACGGAUAAUAUUAUGGAGGUGCUAGUCAGCGGAGCAAAGCUGCUGGGAAGGACUCAGAAAAGGAAACACUUCGACGGAAGCGUCGCAGUGGUUGCCGAUAUACAAAGCUCGGCUCAGUUUUUUGUUAAACAUUUCCGGAAAGGAUAUUUCGGCAAAGUCAAUUUGGACGCUGAGUUUCCAAGCUAGUGAUUUUUAGACUUUUUAUGUAAUUUAUAGAUAAUAUAGCAAUAUUUUACCAG
This is a messenger RNA of Hermetia illucens (black soldier fly), 1121 nucleotides long. RefSeq names its product mitochondrial GTPase 1. Gene Ontology annotation, cellular component: mitochondrion. Gene Ontology annotation, molecular function: GTPase activity; GTP binding. Lineage: Eukaryota; Metazoa; Arthropoda; Insecta; Diptera; Stratiomyidae. The record is from RefSeq and is a predicted model, not a curated record. The transcript has a single exon. Bases 16 to 1068 code for a protein of 350 amino acids.